Messenger RNA from Lachancea sp. 'fantastica', 4206 nucleotides. Lineage: Eukaryota; Fungi; Ascomycota; Saccharomycetes; Saccharomycetales; Saccharomycetaceae. The record is from the annotation of a GenBank genome assembly.
AUGGCCCCGGCUCUGAUCUACAAAUCUGGUUCAAGAGGCCUCAAACACGGACUUCUUCGAAGUUUGGCCAUCACUUUUGGACCAUCCACAAAUAUUACCAUUGAAGAACAGGAAGGUGCAACAGAGCCCUCAAGCGCUUCAGAGCUUAUACAGCAGCUCUCACAUAAGGACAACGGCUACGAAUUGCGAAAAGGUAUUGCCACGGAGCUUUUGGACCUCAUCGAAGAGCUCCCUGCAGAAUCCGUGCUUAAGGUGUGGAAUGGCGCAAACGACCUUGUUGAGAGAAGAGUGCCCCACGACGCUCGUGAAGUAGCUCUGAAACUCUUGCGCGCUUGUUUGAAGCGUCUUGCUCCGAAUAUGAACGGCACGCUGGUCUUGGCGUUCUAUCACAGCUUAAUGCGGUCCAAUUUCUGGGACUGUGAAGAUACAGAAGCGAAACUGAAUGUUUUUAUCGACUGUCUGUCUACUUUGACUAACGGUGGUACCAGAUUCUACUCACUUCUUACACCUCACGGUGAUGUUAGUGGUCUGGACGAGUUUUUGAGAGAUACUCUAGCACGCUUAGGAACAAGAGACUUCUAUGGACCGGUCAUUACCACGAAAACUUUAGAGUUUGUAGCAAAUUGCGUCGAGAGCGGUCUAUUUUUGAGCAUAGAAUCGAUGGAGCAUAUUACACUGAUAGCAAACAAGUCUGCACAGGACAGUGUGCGACGAAGUUGCUUGACGGCUUUGGCUAUGGCUACGCACGAGGUACCGGCACCUUCCAAAGCAUUAAUAUCGGACGAAAUUCGUUCGUUAGUCGAAAUGCAAAAUCGCGAGGACCAUGUUGAAGAGUCACUUUUACCAAUAUUGAACCUUCUUUUUCUGGGACGCAAUGCACAUGAGCUUAUUCAGGCGUUUCUCCGAUCAAAUAAAAAAGACACUAGUCGAGUGGCGUAUUUCAUUGUGUUCAUAGAGCUCUUAACUCAAGAACAAUACAAGCAAUUGUGGAAUCACCCUGACAUAUCGGCGGAACGUGUCGGCCAGCUUCUGGCUACGCUUAUGAACUCUCUAUACAUACAGAAAGACAGCUCUGAAAAUGCAAGCUUUCUGAUACUAGGGGCGAUGACGCAGCUCCUACAAUCUGAUACUUUCUUAGCUUACAUGUUGGACUUUCCCUCAUUCUGGAUUGGUGAUAAUCCAAACAGCUCGGAUUGUAAUGCAUUCAGAUUAUUGGGUUUGGUUCUUAAGACCAAAAGGUUGAGUGAUCUCAGCAAAAAGCGUGUUCACUCAAUCUUUGAAAGAUUAGUCUGCAUGUUGGCUACCAACAACAUGCGAUACUUGGGGUUCCGGGACUUUCUACAGGCACUGCCUCAUAUCUUCGACUACUGUGAACUUUUGGAUACUGUGCUUAUAAGCCAAUUACUUGAUCUUUUAAGUGAAAACAUAGCAGUAGCGGUUAAAUGGCAACCGUUUUUCACCACUGUCAUUUCCAAGCUUUAUGUGCCCCAAACUUUAUCAACGACAAGAAUCCAGGUCUUAAAGCUCAUACAAAAAGCAGCGAAAGAAGCAUUUUGUCAAGACGAAAAUACCAGAAACCUCCCGAUCCAGUCUCUACAACAGCUACUCUCAAAUUACGAGACGGAAGAAGAUGAAAGCGUUGUAAUUGCUUUGACAGAUCUUUACUCGAGUGCUUGCAAAUACUUUCACGCAAAUGCUGUUGAAAAUUUGAACGAGAAAUUGAUGAAUCCCGCUUUCGCUGCCAGCUCCGGGAGGAGACGCUCCAGCGGUAUUCUUUUCCCAAUAGGUUCCACUUCCACCUCGAAACGGCAACGAAACAAGCAGAUAAUACUUGCAACAGCUUCAGCAAAGUUGGCAACAUGGAGUAUGGCAUUCCGGCCAGCUGACCUAUUUGUGUGCUUUUACCGCGUUUUAAUCCAAAUCGUUGAAUAUGCAUACCGAAUGGAAGAUACUGACCUCUAUUUGAUUCCUGCUAGAGUAUUGACAAAAAUUCAAUGCCGUGGAGAUGAUGGUGCCGUUUUGGCAGAGGUAAAUGAAAUUGAAGGUAUCUCCACGGCUUUGGGAAAGAACUCGAAAUUCAAUGGUUUCUGCAAAGACUCAAAGUGGUCUUUUCCUGAGGACAUAGAUUACCUUCAUGAAGCUCAACAGAAAUGCUUUAUUCGAGACGCUGUGCUUCCUAAGUUUGAGAAAGAGGAAACGGUAUUAGGGUCGUCAAAAAUCAACAUACGACUCUGGUUAUCAGUUGCCAUACUCACAUUGGAGAAGCCUUUUGACUGGGAAGUUUACUCAUACGUUUUGACAUAUAUGUGUCCUCAAUUUGCGAAUUUGAUACCUUUAAGACCCAUUGAUGAUAUGGCGCUGCGUUAUCAAGAGGUAAUAUGCAAUCACCUAAAGCAUGGUGCGGGGCGAAGAGUGAAAAUUCCAAAAUUCCUCUAUACUGACGAUCUGCAUGUUGCAUAUAUUAGAAGUCUUUCGUCAAUCCUGGGAUAUCAUCGUUUUGCUCCAAAAAGUUUUGCGGAUGGAAUAACGGACUCGCUGCAUCACGGAAUGCAAGCUACCGAGAAGACUUUAACUCCUUCCUUGAAUCUUCUCACUAUUUGUUCACAUGAAAUUCCAGCCUCUCUAAAACGCUUCCUAACACCAAUUCUCGUCCAACUACAAACACGAAUUACCAGUCCCUUUAGUACACCUGCAAUCUUGGAAUUUCUUUUGGCUCUGUCCGACACGCCAACCAUCAUAUCUCAUCUGACACUCGACGAAGUCAAACGAGUGUUUGCCAUUGCAUUCAAGCUCAUUGAGAGCUCAAAAGAUUUGAAAAUGAGAGCGCAAAUCAAGAAUGUCGAACAGCAUAUUUCUUACGCUGAACAGGAUGCGGAAUAUUCGCCUUCUAGUUUGUCAUUCACAAUAACUCCAUCAAUGGCCCAUUUCUUCCUCACGCUGUCUUAUAACGUCAUUUCAAACUGGUUCUUGAGGAUGAGCUCAUCAAAUCGGACGGAGCUGGCUCCGUUUGUGGUUAAAAGUUUGAGAUCGAUGGUCUCCGGUGGCGCGGGAUUUGAUUUUGACGCGCACGCCUAUUUGGAUCUGGUAGCACGUUUUACCACAUCUCGUAAUGACUCUACGCUUUAUUCCAGAACAUUCAAGGAAAGGACCCAUGAAGAAAAAGAUGAAGGUGGGUUUAGUUUCGGUACUUGGGUAAUGCCUGAUAAAAUUGUAACGAUAGAGACCCAUAAACAGACGGGUGACUCCACUGUAAUAGUAAGAAGCAGUUCUGGAGCCGAUACGCUCAAUUUGCGGCUGGUCCGCCCUGAGGUUCCAAAAACCUACGACAUUUUUUCCAUUGGGAGUGAGGAUGCGGUGGAAACAAACAGCAACGAUACAAUUGAUUGUUUUUUCACUGCCGCGUAUACUUUGAUGCGAGUAGUUUCAUUUGCUGAGGCACCAGUGAGGGUUCCCGAUAACGGGCCGAUUGCCAGGUCAAUCCAGCUCUUUGACACAAUUCCGUACAAAGAUCUCCAUAAAAUCGGCUUGUUUUAUGUGGGGCCCCAGCAAUGCCAAGAAGCAGAAAUCCUCGCUAAUACGUCUGGAUCCUUUCAGUAUAAAACCUUUUUGUCGCGGUUGGGCCGGGUCAUCCGGCUCGAUGCUUCCACUAGACUAUACCUGGGAGGUCUAGAGCCUGUGACGGACGGUCAUUAUGCCCUGGUCUGGGGUGACGAAAAAACUCAGGUUGUUUUCCAUACGGUGACAUUGAUGCCAAACAAUUCUAACGAUGAACAAUUGUCAUUAAAGAAGAGACAUGUGGGUAACGAUUUCGUGAACAUUUUUUAUGAUGAAUCUGGGCUCCCAGGGUUUGAUUUCAAUAUUGUCAGGAGUCAGUUCAACUUCAUAAACAUUGUGAUCAAUCCUUUAGAAGAGGGCAGAAGCGACCUGUUCAAAGUACGCAUGUACAGAAAAUCUGGCGUCCCGGCGUUCUUCUCGUCCUCACACUUUAAGAUCAUGACAUCCAUGAAUCUGGCAAAAUACAUUCGCCAGGUUUCGAUCAUAGCUGACACGUUUGCCUCAAGCUGGUUCGCAACCACUGCUCCGGAAGUUUGCACCACUUGGGCACGGAGAGCCGAAUAUUUGCGGGGAAUAAAUGAGAAAUUGGGCGCCACGGAGGGCCAGCAGCAUCUUAGAGAUGAUUUUACUGAUUUUACAAAAAACAUCUAA